Molecule: messenger RNA, 249 nt
Organism: Puccinia triticina
Lineage: Eukaryota; Fungi; Basidiomycota; Pucciniomycetes; Pucciniales; Pucciniaceae
Exons: 1
Coding region: 1-249 (82 amino acids)
Source: RefSeq, a predicted model, not a curated record
AUGUACGGGAAUCUGGGAAAUGUAGUCAGGCUGAUCAAAGCUCACAUCAGUCAUUUGCAGACACCAAAACAUCAGACAAAUGAUAAUGAAAAGCUUUACCUUCACAGACACUGUCACUCCUGCAUUGGACGCUUUGACAAUUUUGCCUUUAAUGCUGUCACCUUUAUUGCUGUCAUUGUCAUUGACGUCAUCAUCAUCGUCGCCAUCACUGCCAUCGCUGGAGCCGGACUUGUUGCUGUAUUCAAGUGA